This is a messenger RNA of Meyerozyma guilliermondii ATCC 6260, 633 nucleotides long. RefSeq names its product Erv25p (gene ERV25). Gene Ontology annotation, biological process: Golgi organization; intracellular protein transport; endoplasmic reticulum to Golgi vesicle-mediated transport. The transcript has a single exon. The record is from RefSeq and is a predicted model, not a curated record. The coding region runs from base 1 to 633 and encodes 210 amino acids. NCBI's taxonomy places the organism in Eukaryota, Fungi, Ascomycota, Pichiomycetes, Serinales, Debaryomycetaceae. Gene Ontology annotation, cellular component: COPII-coated ER to Golgi transport vesicle; endoplasmic reticulum-Golgi intermediate compartment; endoplasmic reticulum.
AUGUACUGGUUCUAUUUAGUGUCACUUUUCGUAUCGUUUGCUGCCGCAUUGCAUCUCGACGUCAAGGCAGAAUCCAAACCACAGCCAGUGUGUGUUAGAGACUUUGUACAAGAAGGCCAAUUGGUAGUGGUCAAUAUCAAAACUAAUGGACGGGUUGGAGACGGACAGGUUUUGGACAUGAAAAUCGUGGAUUCUUUGGGAAACGAGCACAGAUCCAAGAAAGACUUGGCGGGAACCGUCAAGGUGGCGUUCACAAGCGCCUACAGUGCCGCUUUUGAUGUGUGUUUCACCAACCACCAGGAGAGAAAAUGGUCGCGUCACACGGAAUUGUCAAGGGAAAUAGAGUUGGAAAUCGAAUCGGGGGCUGCUGCCAGAGACUGGAAUGCCGUCCAGGCCGCUGAGAAGUUGAAGCCUGCAGAAGUGGAGUUGAAAAAAGUCGAGGAAAUGACGAAGGAAAUCGCCGCACAACUUCAGUACUUGAAGGUCAGAGAGGCCACUAUGAGAGACACAAACGAGUCCACCAAUUCUAGAGUCAAGUACUUUUCCAUCUUGGUGAUCAUCUCGCUCGUAGGCUUCGGAACAUGGCAGAUUCUGUACUUGAGACACUACUUCAAGGUCAAGCAUAUUAUUUAA